Molecule: messenger RNA, 987 nt
Organism: Botrytis byssoidea
Lineage: Eukaryota; Fungi; Ascomycota; Leotiomycetes; Helotiales; Sclerotiniaceae
Exons: 2
Coding region: 1-987 (328 amino acids)
Biological process (GO): L-glutamine metabolic process; oxaloacetate metabolic process
Cellular component (GO): mitochondrion
Molecular function (GO): omega-amidase activity
Source: RefSeq, a predicted model, not a curated record
AUGAUCAGAACUGUUAGAACUGCUCUAAGACAUCUACCCAAGCUCACCUCAAUACAAACAAUUUCCUUUUCAAGGCAAGCUACACGCAGCAUGUCUCAAUUACUUAAGAAACCAGUUAAAAUCGCCUUGAUACAACUGGCUAGUGGCUCUGACAAAUCUCAGAAUCUUGCACAUGCCCGCGAAAAGGUUCUUGAAGCUGCAUCAGCCGGUGCGAAAAUCAUUGUACUCCCUGAGUGUUUUAACUCUCCCUACGGUACUCAAUAUUUCCCCAAAUAUGCGGAUACUCUCCUACCUUCUCCCCCCACUUCUGAACAAUCGCCCUCAUUCCACGCCCUCAGUGCGAUGGCCGCGGAGACAAAAACGUAUCUCGUAGGCGGUAGUAUCCCAGAAUACUCUCCCACCACCAAAAACCAUUACAAUACCUCGUUAACAUUCUCCCCAUCUGGUGAAUUGUUGGCUACCCAUCGAAAGGUUCAUCUCUUUGAUAUCGAUAUUCCCGGGAAGAUCACAUUCAGAGAAUCGGAGGUUCUUUCUCCAGGUAAUCAUAUUACUAUGAUUGAUCUGCCAGAAUACGGUAAGAUAGCAGUGGCCAUUUGCUAUGAUGUUCGAUUCCCAGAGUUAGCUAUGAUUGCUGCGCGAAAGGGGUGUUUUGCCUUGAUAUACCCUGGCGCGUUCAAUACUACAACAGGUCCUCUACAUUGGAGAUUGCAAGGGCAGGCAAGAGCUAUGGACAAUCAGAUAUACGUGGCUUUGUGCAGCCCUGCGAGAGAUGAAACUGCCAGUUACCAUGCUUGGGGACACAGCUUGGUUGUUGAUCCAAUGGCACAGGUGCUUGUUGAAGCCGCUGAGAAAGAGGAGAUCGUUUAUGCUGAAUUGAAUGGAGAAAGAAUUGAAGAGACCAGAAAGGGAAUCCCGAUACAGACACAGAGAAGGUUUGAUAUAUAUAAAGAUGUCAGCGAAGACUUCAAGAAUGGAGAUGAAGAGUAA